Molecule: messenger RNA, 1500 nt
Organism: Aspergillus nomiae NRRL 13137
Lineage: Eukaryota; Fungi; Ascomycota; Eurotiomycetes; Eurotiales; Aspergillaceae
Exons: 2
Coding region: 1-1500 (499 amino acids)
Biological process (GO): transmembrane transport
Molecular function (GO): transmembrane transporter activity
Source: RefSeq, a predicted model, not a curated record
AUGAACUCUGCAGAGCCCAAAACCAUUACUCCUACCACCGAGGAUGUGCGCGAAGAUGGUGCAGGCGGCGUUCCUAAUGAGCCACCGCAGCCGUUGUUUAGUAUCCUAUCGGAAAAGGAGAAGAUCUUUACCAUAUGCACCUGCUCCAUGGUGACUUUCCUGGCCCCGGUCGCGGCCAGUAUGUAUUUUCCUGCUCUUGGACCGCUGGCAAGAGAUAUGCAUGUGUCAAGCUCCAAGAUCAGUCUGACGAUAACCUCUUUCAAGAUUGUCGAAGGCGUUGCGCCCUUGCUAACUGCCAGUUUCUCCGAUCAAAAUGGACGUCGACCAGUCCUUUUGGCCUCUGUACUCAUCUUCAUUGGUAGUAAUGUUGGACUAGCACUCCAGAGCAGCUAUGCAGGUCUGGUCACUUUACGAUGCUUCCAAGCUUUGGGCAGCAGUAACAUAUCGCUCAUUUCAAACGCGGCUGUCGCCGAUGUGGUUCCCCGGGCAGAGCGAGGCAGAUACAUGUUCUAUUCCUCUCUUGGGAUGAAUCUCGGCCCAGCGCUCGGGCCAACUCUUGGAGGCAUUUUGACGCAAUUUCUUGGAUGGCGAAGUAUAUUCUGGUUCCUUUCUAUCUUUUCAGGAGUCAUGCUUUGCGUUGUUAUGCUAUUCCUUCGGGAGACUUGUCGAGCCAUAGUGGGCAACGGCAGUGUGUCUCCCCAGCCUUGGAACCGCUGUGCCCUGCAAUUUCUCCGCCUGGACAAGCAGCAUGCCCCAGAUUAUGAGACGCGAGUGACCACUAGACGCCGACCAGGGAUUCUUGCUACGUUAGGAAUCCUACUAGACAGCCAUAUUAGCCUUCUGCUCCUUUGCAACGCACUCUGUUUCUGCGGGACCCAGGCGAUAUUAAGCAGUCUCCCCGUUCUCCUGGAGAGGAAAUACCAACUCCGCCCUUUGCAUAUUGGCCUAUGCUAUCUUCCCUUCACGGCUGGGAGUAUACUAACCCGUUGGAAUGUUGGGACCCUGGUGGAUCGGAAUUACAAGCGUCAUGCGCAUAAAGCCGGAGAGGAACUUCGACCAAAUCAGCAAACACCACAACAACUCCGUCGCAUGCCGCUAGAAAAGGUUCGGUUGGAGCUAGCAUUGCCGUCGUUAUAUCUUUCAGGCGUCUGUCUUAUAGGCUACGGUUGGAUCAUGUAUUAUGACGUGCAUCUUGCAGGCCCCCUGGUUUUGUUGUUUCUCUUUGGCAAUGCAACAACCGGGGUUAACAACAGCCUAGUGACGCUGGCGAUUGACCUGAAUGCCUAUCGUCCUGCCGCUACAAUGGCCGCUAUGAAUACUGUCAAGUCCCUCGCCGCCGCAGGAGCCGUUGCAGCGGCGGUGCCAUUGAUCGAUGCCAUCGGCAUUGGCUGGGUGGGGACCUUCAUCGCUGGAUUGUGGUUCCUUGCUUCGCCCACUCUAUGGAUUCUAUAUUGGAAAGGACAGCGUUGGAGGCAAAGGGAGUCUUCCGAGCAGGACUGA